UGUCUUUCCUUCAGUUCCAUUCCUUUCUGUUCCGUUUGUUUCCUUUCCCUUUGUUUCCUUCUGUUUUAUCUUUUAUUUGCAUUCUGAGUAUCUAACCAAUUGUGGAGGGAGAAAGUCGUGAAUGUGUCCGCUAAUCCCACAGUUGUGGCUGUGGUUGUCCCUAUGGUUCUGCUUCCCACACAUCAGACGUGAUCACCAUAUCCAGGGCAGACCUCAGUCCAGAGGAUCUUCCAGCAUGGGCCACUAUCAACUCCACCACGACAACAAACCUGCUUGAUGGUGCCACCCAGGGCCUGGAUGGAGAGCUCAGGCCUGGAUCGGUGAGCCCUCGUCGGUCACCAUCUUCCCCAGCAGGCCUGGACAUGGCUGGGCAGGAUGCAGCAUCGCCAGUUUCGUAUGGAGCUUUUGGAAGGGAAGGAUUUGACAGCUUGGUGAAGAGGAGCACGUCGGAUAAGUUCUCUGACCUACGAAGUCCUAGUGCCUCCGAGGAAGAGGAGGAAGAUGAGAUUAUGGAGAAAGGGAAAGCUGAGAAAGAACGGGAAAAGGACCACGAAGAGAAGGAGGAAGAUGAAGAGGAAGAGGAACAAGAAAGGAAUCAUCUGAGGUCUGUUGCUCAUGAGGAAGAACCUAGGAUUGCCACCAGCCCCAGUAAACCUCAGGACCACGCCCACAUGGAGACCCGAGAUAGGGAUGAGGAAGAAGAGGAGGAAGAGGAGAGAGCAGACUUACACAUGAAGCAAAACAACAUGACAAACAACCUGACUGCUGAGAAAGACCACACCUUCUCCGACUACUCCCAGGACUUCUCAUCCAAGCCUGAAGCCACCUCUGAGGAGACCAAACAGCGGGUUCUGUCCUUCGACUAUACUGAGCCUCAGGUACCUAGCCCUCACGGGCUUCCCCCCGGGUGGCAGGACGGUAAUGACAAGACUCCACCAGAGAGUAAGAGCCCCGACUCCUGUCGAGCGGAUCCUGGAUCGCCAUUCUCUCCAACUGCCACCAAUGAGCAAACCCAGGAGGACCGGUCACCCCUCACCGAACCGCAGUCAGAAGGGCAGGUGCAGGAAGAACAGGAAGAGGAAGAAGAAGAAAAGCAACCUGAGGAGGACGAGGAAGAAGAGCCAGAAGAAGAAGAAGAAGAAAUUGAUGCUGCUCCUUCUGUUCCGGAACAACACUUGCCUUCCAAGAUGCAGGAAGAGGAACUUCCUGUGGAGGAGAAACUUACCUCACCUGAGAAAGCAGAACCUCAAGCCCCUCAGAAGAAGCCGGAGACCUCUAAUGAGGACCUCACAUCUAAGAUGGAGGUAGCUCAAGCUGUUUCUGCAGCAGUGCCUGUUGCCGCAGCAACCGUUGCCACCACAGCAGCUGUUGCCACAGAGAUUGUUGCCACAAAGCCUGUUGACAAAGAAGAACCUGCAGUAAAGAAAGAGCCUGCAGCAAAGAAAGAGCCUGCAGCCAAGAAGGAGCCUGUUGCCAAAGCUAAGCCAGCAGCAGUGGCUUCCAAAGCUCCCAGUAAACCUCAACCUACAUCCAAAGGUGCUUCCAAACCUAGCGCUCCUCCCUCAGCAGGGAGAGCUCCAGUCAAGACAGCUCCAGCUAAGAAACCUCCUGCCACGGUUGCCCCCAAGGCAGCCCUCAAAACCCAGAAAGCCCCCCCAAAAGAUGCCACUCCUGGCAGAAAGCCAUUGGCUGCUGCAGCCCAGGGCAAAGCUAAGGCUGAGGCAAAGAAUGGAGCAGACAAGAAGACACCACAAAAAAGCACACCCUCCAAAGCCAGACCCUCCUCUGUUCCUAAACGGACGCCAGUAGCCUCAGUCUCCCCCUCCAAAAAGCCUUCCUCCUCCUCCUGCUCUCCCCUGUACUCUGGUAACAGGCCCAGCUCAGGGGGUCAGACCCCCAGCACCCCAACAGGAGGCCAGUCCAGGGCCCGGGUCACCAGGGCAGGAGUGGACAAACCGCUGGGUGCUGCCACCAGAAUACCUGCUGUUGCACGAAUGGAUCAGCGGAGACCAGGACCUCCCCAGUUUGAGAGAGCUGACUCUCCCAGGACUCCUGACCGCAGUGGCUACAGUAGCCCAAAAUCCCCUUCCAGCCGCUCCAGCACCCCGGGGCACCAGAUAAAGAAAGUGGCUGUGGUCCGCACUCCACCCAAGUCCCCAGGGUCCCGCCGCACUCCCAUCGCCCCUGUGGCGCCCAUGCCUGACCUUAAGAACGUCAGGUCCAAGAUUGGCUCCACGGAGAACAUCAGGCACCAGCCGGGGGGAGGCAAGGUGAAAAUAGAGGAGAAGAAGAUUGAUGUGAGCAGUGUCCAGGCGAAGUGUGGCUCCAAAGACAACAUUAAACAUACCCCAGGCGGGGGCAAUGUCCAGAUCGUACACAAAAAGAUCGACCUGAGCAACGUGCAGUCCAAGUGUGGCUCCAAGGCUAACAUCCACCACAAGCCAGGUGGUGGGAGAGUGGAGAUCAAGUCUGAGAAGCUGGAGUUCAAGGGCCAGUCCAAGGUGGGCUCCCUGGAGAACAUAGGACACACACCUGGAGGCGGGCAGAGGAAGAUUGAAUCCCAUAAAGUGAAUUUCCGCGAUGGGGCGAAAGCAAGAACCGACCACGGAGCGGACAUCGUCUGUCAGUCGGCUGACCUCUCCAUGGACGGCUCACCCCGUCGCCUAAGCAACGUCUCUUCCUCCGGUAGCAUCAACAUGACGGACCCGCAGCUGUCCUCACUAGCGGAGCAGGUGUCCGCCUCCCUCGCUAAACAAGGCCUGUGAUUUCUUCAGCCACAGCGGAUGCGGUGGAGGGAGCACGCAAUUUUCUGAAGAAAAAUACAAAUAAUGCAACUACACCUCCCAUUCCGUCCUGCAAAAGUAAAUUACACCUUAAAUAGGGCAGCCUAUCUGUGAGAUCAGUCCGUUAUGAUAAGAAUUUGCUUUCUGGGAAAUGACUGAUAGGCCUACUUUUUUAAACGAAGUGUCAUUAUUGCAACUUUCAUUGUUAUUCCAAAUGAUAAAAAACAGAUGUCGGUAUAGGAAACCCCGAUUGAACAAAAAGAAAGUCAGUUCCCGUGUCUCUUCCACUACUGUCUAUAUAUGUUGCCUUAUUGUGAAUGUUUUAGUAGCUUAAUAAUGUCAUGUUUCAAGUUUUAAUGUCGACAGAUCACAAGGGGAUAAUCGAUUUGUCCUAAUAAAAUUAAGCUGUUGACGAAAUGAGAACGUGUAUUCAAACUGACAACCAUUCCAGAUUAGGACAUCUGUUGACAUAGAUUGUGGUUCUUGGAGGUUAGUUGUCUUUAGGCUACAUGUAAAGAGGGCAAAAAUAUUUAAUUGCACUCAGUUUUAAAACAGGGUUAAGUGCCAAAUUGCAUCGUUGGUUCAUCUACAUGUUAUGACCAAGACAGGCACACACUGGGAAUAAAUACAUUCAAGUCUCAUCAUUCACAAGCCUGAAAUCCCUUAAUAAUAGGCAAUUUUUUUUGUUUUCUCAGUGGAACAAAAAUGAUGUUCAUUGAAAUUUCGUGGAGUAAUUUUGCACAUGGCACGAUGUGCUCUUGUCUAUAAUAAAAUAUAUUUAGCUGGCCCUCAAAACUAUUUUCAAUCAGCAUACACAGCUUCCCAGCGUAUUUCAGUCUUAAAGAGCUAUGGCCGUUUUAACAUAAGAAAAAAAAAGUGUAUGCCAGUUUAAUUUGGAAGUGAGCUAAUUGAUGUCUUACGGUCAGUGAAUUCACGUGUAUUAUGAAGUUAAUCGAUGCUUUGACUAUCCUGCAGAAUAGCCUAUUCAGAGAGAACCCGAGUUGGAUUUGUUUGGCUCGGUCCCUGUGCUUCGCAAAAGUAACGGAUUUAGAAUGAGCACGCCGUUUAAUAUCCCCUGCAUCUUACGCUUUACCAAAAAACUGAGAAAUUUGGGCACCCUGAGUGUUGGCACCUGUACGCGAGGCGUUUGUCUCAAAGCAAUGUAUGGUACAAAAGUGCCUGCCCACCGUUGUUAUGCCAUUAACAUUACUCCGCCGUGUUGCAGAUUUAAACCAAUUGACACACUUGUGCAUAAAAUAAGACUCGAAUGAAACAGUUGUUCCAAAUCGGGAUGACCGAGACAGCGUUUCAGUAAAAGAAGGUGAAAGUGAUCUUUUUGGCAUGAAAGUCAUUUACGUCACAUACACUGUCAAUAUUCAUACACAGCUUCUCACAGCAUGGCAUAAAUGACAUUUUAGAAGAAAAAAAAAGGGCAACACCAGGUUGCGACCGCUUAGAACCCCUGUAUACAUCUGCCUAGACUUAUUUCCGAGCUUCAUAUCAAAAACGGAAUAAACAUUUCAAGAAAAAAAAAGAAACAUUGAGCGAAUCUAAGCUUGUUUUGCGCACUUUUCCUCCCUUACUAGUAGUCCGUGAAUGUGAGAUGUAACCGCUAUUCAAGAAAAGAAUGCACCAAUUGUUGGCAAUCUUAUUUAUUUUGUAGUUAGGCUACUUUUUUUCCUUCAAAAUUCCUUAACGCACCUAGUCUUAACACUGUUUUCUCAUACACUGGUACACGUCUGAGAUGGAUUAUAAUAACUUUCAAACCAGAAAAAAGCGCCUGAAGUGGAAUGUGAAAUAACGCAAACACGCGAGGGUUCAUGGAGCGCAACUUCAUGUUGCCCGUCACUGUGUAAAGGCCUUCUGAUGAAUUGCCAUAUACCCAUACCCUGUCAAGAGUGAGUGUGUAGUUGUGCUAACCUGGACCCAAUUCAGUCGCCCGUGCGCGCUGCUCUGUGCGCAACGAAGCGCAUCAGCAUUCCUUUCAGUGUAUGGCGAGCUCUCCAUUACCUGUAUGGACUUGGGGGGAUGGAACUACUGGACCUAACCAACCUAAAUAAGGGUUGAUUAUCAUUAUGAUUAAGAAUACAGUGUUGGAAGGAUAUAAGAGCAAGGCGUGGCAUGCACCAAACAGGUCACUAAAUGGCGAGGUCGAGCGAACGGAAAACUGGAGAAAAGAACACGUUUUACACACCAAAAUAGUCGGAGCCCGCCAGAUGCGUUAAUACAAGAAGGUAUAAGUGAGCAGCUGUCCAGAGCCUUGUGAUCGUGUGGAUUGGUGCGGUAUGGAGAGCUGGAUCCUUUAGUCGUCGAGUGACUUCUCCUGACGGUACAUGUGAGAACUCCUACUGUGUGUAGAAGUGUUGUCAUUUUCCUUGCGGUCCUUAUUUCUGCCUUUUUCCAUUCAUUGCAGUUAUAGUCUACCUUCUAGCUUGACAGUCGUGAUUGUCUAUGUAAUGUGAGUUUUAUUAUUAUGAAUUGGUUUACACUGAUACUUGUUGCUGUAAACGUGAAUUUGGAAAUAAAAGUCGGUAUUCAACA
Sardina pilchardus (European sardine) is the source of this 5324-nucleotide messenger RNA. It is a transcript of the gene maptb, whose product is annotated as microtubule-associated protein tau b. Gene Ontology annotation, biological process: neuron projection development; microtubule cytoskeleton organization. The record is from RefSeq and is a predicted model, not a curated record. NCBI's taxonomy places the organism in Eukaryota, Metazoa, Chordata, Actinopteri, Clupeiformes, Clupeidae. Gene Ontology annotation, cellular component: neuron projection. Gene Ontology annotation, molecular function: microtubule binding. The transcript is spliced from 10 exons. The coding region runs from base 363 to 2765 and encodes 800 amino acids.